GCCGCCUCCAACAAUUUACGGUCAGGCUAUUGAAGCAAGCUUCUGAAAGUCGUCCUUCUUUGUUAAAAAGGCGAUACCGAAGUAAAUUCACGACUUUCAGAGAUUCCCUGAAAUCAUCUUAAUCAAUUAAUAUAAACUUCUUGACCGUCUUCAUAUUCUGGAACUUCAAAAUGGCGCAAGCAACUGGAACUUACAAUAAUCCCCUGAAGAAGUUCAAAUUGGUCUUCCUUGGGGAGCAAAGCGUUGGCAAGACUUCUCUUAUUACACGUUUCAUGUACGACUCUUUCGACAACAUGUACCAAGCAACGAUUGGUAUAGAUUUCCUCUCUAAAACUAUGUACCUGGAGGACAGAACUGUGCGAUUACAAUUAUGGGAUACUGCUGGACAAGAGAGAUUUCGAAGUUUGAUUCCUUCAUACAUCCGCGAUUCUAGUGUAGCAGUGGUGGUUUAUGAUAUUUCAAAUCGAAAAUCGUUCCAAAACACAAGGAAAUGGGUGGACGACGUCAGAGGAGAACGAGGAAACGAUGUCAUUAUUGUAUUGGUUGGCAACAAGACAGAUUUGAACGACAAAAGAGAAGUAACCACAAGCGAGGGUGAAGAGGAGGCAAAGAAGAACAACUUGAUGUUCAUUGAAACGAGUGCAAAGCUGGGCCACAACGUGAAGACUUUAUUCAGGAGGAUAGCUCAGGCUUUGCCUGGGAUGGAAGGCGCUGAUAAUGCAGCGACGCCGAACCAAAUGAUUGAUGUCAACGUCAACCCAACUCCUGCAAGUCAAGAAGGGUGUGCAUGUUAAACGAGGAACGUAGUAAUGGGAGUAAUCAAAUUCUUUUCGAUGCUUGUCUUAAUUGGGACUUUGAAAGGAUUAGGAGCAUAGCAUUUCACAGCGUAUUUAUAUGAUAUCGAUAGCGUACAUCUUUGGCGUACCUAUUUAAUGAGCUCUUAAAGUUAUUGUAGACUAGAGGUAGAAAGCUAAGUGAUCAGAUUCUGGAAUAAAUGAACACACUUUAUCUCACUG
Molecule: messenger RNA, 1016 nt
Organism: Botrytis deweyae
Lineage: Eukaryota; Fungi; Ascomycota; Leotiomycetes; Helotiales; Sclerotiniaceae
Exons: 6
Coding region: 171-794 (207 amino acids)
Molecular function (GO): GTPase activity; GTP binding
Source: RefSeq, a predicted model, not a curated record